AGGUAGCAGCUAUGCUCCGCCACUCAAGCAUAACCGAGCUCUGAUGAUAAGAAACGCGUGGAGCCAGCUCUUGUUUGGCGUAGUACGGCUUGUGCUACGCAAGCGGUCAGUAGGUAUUAGAAGGGUUUUUUUUCUACCGUACCUCUAGUCUGGGAAGGAGGUGCAACUGCUAUACGAUGAUUGGUGCUGUUGCAAAUUCAGUUUUGCGAGCCGUUCAAUCUGUUGCUGUUUACGCGAUCAGUGGCGUCUAUACGGCUGGUUUCGUGGUCAAGACGGCUUUGGAGUUCCGUGCUGAUCCUACCCCCGAAAAUUGGACCACCAAGGUACGAAAAGUGCCACCAGCGGUCCUGAAUGAUCCUGCCUACGGGAGACAUAAGUUUAUCGAAGUUAAUGGCGUCAAACUGCACUACGUCGAAAAUGGGGAUCGAGAGAAACCGUUGAUGCUGUUUCUGCAUGGAUUCCCCGAAUUUUGGUUCAGUUGGCGUCAUCAGUUGAAGGAGUUUUCCCGGGAGUACUGGACAGUGGCGCUGGAUUUGCGUGGUUAUGGUCAAUCGGAACCUCUGAAUGAACGAUCGGCGUACCAGUUGGAUAUCAUCAUUGAAGAUGUAAGAGCUUUCGUGGAAGCUAUGGGAAAGGAAAAGGUCAUUCUCGUAGGUCAUGAUUGGGGCGCAGUCCUAGGAUUUCAAUUCGUUUCCAAACACAUGGAAAUGGUUGAUCGCUACAUAAUGAUGGGAGCACCCUCACUGGAUGUGAUUCGACGAUUGCUCAUUACAAGCUGGGAACAGUUUCGUAAAUCGUGGUAUACGUUCUUCUUUCAAAUGCCUGAUGUUCCAGAAUUUUACAUCCGGAACAGAGAUUUCCGAUACAUCGAAGAAAAUAUGGGUAAAUUUCUCACCCAUCAAGAGCUCGAAGCUUUCAAGUACACAUUCACCGAGAAGAAUGCUCUCACCCGAGCAAUCGAUUACUAUAGGGAAAAUUUCAGCUUUUUACGCAAAGAAGAGAAACUACCAGAAAUCAAAGAAUAUUCCCCAGGGCUCUACAUCGUAGCUGAAAACGAUCAGUUUAUUUCAUUUCGAAGUGGACCACUUAUGGUGAAGAGUUUCCCCCGACUUCAGUAUCGCAUCGUACCCAAUUCAGAACAUUAUGUUCAACAAGAACAUCCUUCCAUAGUAAACCAAAUGAUUCGAGAGUUUCUCAAUUAAUAAAAUCAACACUCCACUCCUCUAAAAUUGUGAUUAUUUAUUUGCAAGAAUAAAAUCUGUACAUACCAAACAACGAUUAGCUUAUUCUAUCAAACUUCCCCACGUGAAAUGUACUCGAAAAAAUUGCAAUACUUUGUUUUGUGAAUAACUUUUGAAUGUGUGGAUGGAAAUUGAUGAAUUUUUUUUGUGAAAUUUUUUCUAUGAUGUAGAUAUGUACAAAAUUUUGUGAUGAUCUGACUAGUGGUUUUGAGAUAGCAUCGAAUGAAGAAGUGCAUCGAAAGUUUUGAGUGGCACGUGCGCCUUUUAUAGUUCACACUUUGAACCACCUCUUUUCUAAACCAAAGGUUAUUGUUGAUAGCAGGGUGGUAAUAAAAAAAAAUGCACUGGCUUUGAUAGUAAUAUAGCGUAAAGGACCUUUUUUGCACCGCUUUGGGAAGUGGCUAUGCUAUUUUCUAAAAUAAAAAAGUAUAUGUUACAAUUUUUAACUGCUU
Messenger RNA from Uranotaenia lowii, 1693 nucleotides. Its product is annotated as epoxide hydrolase 3-like. Lineage: Eukaryota; Metazoa; Arthropoda; Insecta; Diptera; Culicidae. The coding region runs from base 177 to 1202 and encodes 341 amino acids. Gene Ontology annotation, molecular function: hydrolase activity. The transcript is spliced from 2 exons. The record is from RefSeq and is a predicted model, not a curated record.